GUAUUUUUUUUUUCUAAUAUAAUGUCAAAUCGACCUAUUUGAAUUGUGAAUCAUUGUCACUAUAAUUAAUGUGAUACAUAUUCACAAAAAUAUUCUGCAACAAAGUUUACAUUGUUUUCUUUCAUUUGGAAACAGUGGAAAUUGGAAAUGAUAGAAAUUUCAUUGAACAGAUUAAAUUUUCAAACUUGGUUUUGGCAUAGUUAGGUACAGUAUUCCUUUUUAUUACAGCAAUUUUCAAAGGCAUGACAAUAAUAUUUGCCAAGGUUUACUGAAGUUGAAUUGUAGGAUUAAAAUUAAAUAAACUCCUAUCAAGACAAAAAUGAACACCUCCGAAGAACCAACUCAAAACUAUUCUGCACUUUUGAAACCUGUUAAAUUGGAAACCCUUUUGAAUCAUUUGGAAAUAUCUGUAUCGGAGUCUGAAAAGCGUGUAAAUGGUUCUCUGAAUCUCCGAGAUUAUUACACAGUUUAUUUAAUUGAAAUCAAGGUUACAGAUCCAAAUUUCCAGACUAAAGUUGGAAAAUUAACAACAGUAUGGAGAAGGUACACAGAAUUCGAGCAGUUGAGAGAUUAUUUGGAGGUUACUUAUCCUUAUAUUGUUUUGCCUCCUUUGCCUGAAAAAAGAGUGAUGUAUGGCUGGCAAAAAAUAUCCAGUGACACCUUUGACCCCAACUUCAUUGAUCGAAGAAGAGCAGGUUUGGAGAAUUUUCUGUUAAGAAUUGCAGCUCAUCCGAUUCUCACGUGGGACAGUCAUUUUUUGGAAUUUCUACAAGAAGAAGAAGGUUGGAGGGAGACUUAUAAGGCUAAUGGAUAUCUUCAGCUGGUUGAAAAUAAAUUGAAGAGUAUAAGCGUGUCUGUUAGAUUGAAAAGGUGUGACCCAAAAUUCAAUACCCUCAAGGAUUAUGGAGGAAUCCUCUAUACAAAUAUCAAUAACCUACUGAAAGCUCGAUCUAGAGUGGCUGAAAAACAAUAUAAUGUUCACAAACUUCAUGCCAAUUAUGGGCGAGUUUUCAGCGAGUGGAGUGUGAUAGAAAAAGAAAUGGGAGACGCUUUACAAAAAACUGGUCACUAUCUUGACUCGUUGGCGUCAUGCAUAGACGCAAGUUUAGAAGACGAAGAACUGCUGGCUGAUCAAUUGAAAGAAUAUCUGUUUUUUGCAAAUUCGCUACAGAAUGUCUGCAAGAACCACGAGAUUUUACAGUUGCAACUUGAGGAUGCAGAAGAUAUUGUUGCAAAUAAGAACGUUGAACGUACUAAAGUACAGCAGGGUAAGACAGGAUUGAUGUCGAAGCUGUUUGGGGCUGUUGAUUCAGAUGAAGUUAGGGAGUAUAAGGUGAAUUCAUUGGACCAACAGAUUCAGGAAGGGGCUAAAACUGUCAGUGAUACCAAAGAAAAUUUGAGAGAUUUCACAGACAACGCUUUGAACGACAUUGAAAGAUUUCAAACACAAAAAGUUAGUGAUCUCAGGGAUACUCUUGGUAAUUAUGCAUUCCUUCAACUAAAAACUGCAAGGAAGGGUCUGCAGAACUGGAUGCAAAUACGUGAUUGUUUGCAAAAUAUUCCAUAGAAAUAAGUUAAGAGUAAAUAUUUAUUUUUAUAAAUUUAUGCAAGCUUGGCUUACUGUAUAUAAUCAUUUAUUGAUUUAUUGUUGAUGUUUUCAUAAAUAUGUCUACUGUCGCAUUUCAUAAAUGUUAUGAAGGAUUUUAAUAAUGUAUUCAUUCCAGUUAAAUACCUUAUAUCAUAAAUUAUUCAUAUACUGCAAGUAAAAUAUGAAAAGAUUAAA
Leptinotarsa decemlineata (Colorado potato beetle) is the source of this 1783-nucleotide messenger RNA. Its product is annotated as sorting nexin-4. Gene Ontology annotation, molecular function: phosphatidylinositol-3-phosphate binding. The record is from RefSeq and is a predicted model, not a curated record. Gene Ontology annotation, biological process: protein transport; positive regulation of autophagosome assembly. Gene Ontology annotation, cellular component: plasma membrane; SNARE complex; early endosome membrane. NCBI's taxonomy places the organism in Eukaryota, Metazoa, Arthropoda, Insecta, Coleoptera, Chrysomelidae.